AUGGCAGAACCAAGGCGUACCUUGUCCGAUUAUGAAAGGCCUCAGUUUACUGGUGAGGAAUUCAGUGUGCAUGCUCCCACCGUGCCGGCUAACAACUUUGAAAUCAAAGCAAGCACAAUUGGGAUGAUCCAAAAUUCUGUACAAUUUGAUGGGCUCGCUGAUGAAGACCCGCAUGCGCAUUUGUCUCGCUUCCUCCAAAUUUGUUCCACCUUCAAGAUUAACUCAGUGUCUGAUGAUGCGAUAAGAUUGAGAUUAUUCCCUUUCAGUCUAAGGGGAGCAGCAUAUCGGUGGCUCACGUCAUUGGCACCGGGGUCGAUCACCACUUGGAAGGAAAUGACUAGAUUGAGGCAAGAAAUUUCUGCAUUCCCAGCAAGGGACUCGGAGACACUUUUUGAAGCACACAAGAGAUUCAAGGAUCUCCUACGGAAGUGCCCCCAUCAUGGCUUCUCCUCGUGGAUGAGAAUUCAGAUGCUUUGCAAUGGUCUGAAUUAUGCAACUAGACAACUCAUCGAUGCUGCAGCAGGGGGGUCAUUGAGUAAUAAAACCCCUGAAGAUGCUGAAAUGUUGAUUGAAAACAUGGCGAGUAACGAAUGCCACUGGUCUACUAGACAGAAACCACCUAAGGCAGCUGGAAUUUAUGAGAUAGAUGACAACACUGCACUAGCCGCUAAGGUGGAGGCCCUAACAAAGAGAUUCGAUCCGGUUUAUGUUGGGUUCAAGCUCAAAUUCUGGAGCAUCGAGACAGUUGAUUAUGUUGGGGGAGGUCCUCGAGGUCCAGGCAAUCCCUAUGGAAACACAUACAAUCGGGGUGGAGGAAUCACCCAAAAAUUUUCCCCAGGGUCAACAACGCAACCUCGGCCUCAAGCAGACCUCGAGGGACUUUCACAUCAACUUCCGCAGCAGCCCGAGAAGAAGUUCUCCACCGAAGAUGUGUUAGCGAGAUUCAUGAUCAGCACUGAGAGCAAAUUCGAGCGCCCACCGGGUAGCCUCCCUAGUAACACUGAGAAUAAUCCUAGGGAGCAUUUGAAGGCCGUCACCCUCAGAAGCGGGAAACAGGUUGAAGCACGAGCCAAGGAGGGCUCAAGUACUGAGCAUGAUGGGGUAGCCGUACGGGAAGACCCUAUGUCGUCUGAGAGUUUAGUUGAUGGGGGAAAAGAAAAGCAAGAUGAAGAAAUCCUUCAACUACCAACACCGAGGGUACCUGAGUACAAGCCGACUAUUCCCUAUCCGGCUAGGUUAAAGCAAGAUAAAGAGGAGGCUCAAUUCAAGAAAUUCCUGAAUGUGUUCAAGCAGUUACACAUAAAUAUCCCUCUUGUUGAGGCGUUAACCCAAAUGCCCAAGUAUGCCAAAUUUAUGAAAGACCUGCUGACUAACAAGAGAAAAUUAGAGGAAUUAGAAUCUGUUGCAUUGCCACGGAACUGCUCGGCAAUGAUUCUGUAG
Messenger RNA from Dioscorea cayenensis subsp. rotundata (Guinea yam), 1440 nucleotides. RefSeq lists its product as uncharacterized. The record is from RefSeq and is a predicted model, not a curated record. NCBI's taxonomy places the organism in Eukaryota, Viridiplantae, Streptophyta, Magnoliopsida, Dioscoreales, Dioscoreaceae. The transcript has 4 exons. Bases 1 to 1440 code for a protein of 479 amino acids.